AUGGCGGACCAUGCAUCCAGUGACGACGCAUCUCGUGAUGAGAAGCAUGAGCUUCCAUCGCCUAUGGGAAACGACUCAACUGAUACUGCUCCGGAGCCCAUGGGAUGGCGAUACUGGGUGCUUUUCCUGACUCUCUGCCUCAGCGGCUUCGCUGUGACCAUGGAAGGCAGUAUCGUGGUCACGGCAUUGCCCAGCAUUUCCCGCUCGCUCGAUACGACGCAAUACGUCUGGGUCACAAACAGCUACACAUUGGCGUCGACCAUCUUCCAACCGCUCGUGGGCUGGCUGGCCGAGGUAUUUGGCCGCAAACCCAUCAUGCUGGGCAGCCUCGUUUUCCUCGCUGUCGGGAGCGCCGUCGCCGGGGCCGCGCACUCACUGGCGACAAUUCUGGUCGGACGAUUGAUACAAGGAAUCGGAGGCGGUGCUAUUCCCCUGGUGGCCGAGCUGGUCAUCAGCGAUAUCGUGCCGUUGCCACAGCGGCCGAAGAUGCUGGGCAUGGUGAUGGCCACGUCGUGUCUGGGCCUAUUGCUCGGCCCCGUCUUUGGCGGAGUGAUCGUCGACCAUAGUACCUGGCGCUGGAUCUUCUGGAUGAAUCUGCCCAUUGUCGGAGCCUCCAUUGUCUUCUUGUUUCCCAUGCUUGCACGACGGACGGCAGAGCAGCGAGAUGCAGCGACCUCUUUGCGAGCCACAGCGCGCCGAUUCGACUGGCUGGGUAAUUUCCUGCUCCCCGCUGCCAGUAUCGCCAUCCUGCUGCCCCUGACGAUGGGGGGAAAGAUGUACCCCUGGGACUCGGCUCGAAUCGUCGCACCACUGGUGAUUGGAUUCUGCGGGUUUGUGGGAUUCGCGGUGUAUGAACAUUACUUCUGUGCACACCCACUCAUUCCCCUCCGACUGCUGCGCAAGCUCUCGGCGGUCUCCCUGCAGGCGCAGAAUUUUAUCCAGAGCAUGCUCAUUAUGUGGAUCAACUAUUUCCUCACCGUUUACUUCCAGGCUGUCCUGGAACUCUCUCCGCAGCGAGCAGGAUUCGAUCUCAUGCCCACGAUUGUCGGCAUGGUAGUCUUCUCCAUCGUCGGCGGUAUAGUGGUGUCCAUGCUCCCCGGUCCGCUGGCGAUCCUCAUCAACGUGCUCGCCUUUUCCCUCAUGGCUGUUGGCCUCGGUGUAUUCACCACGCUCUCGGCCUCCUCGUCGACCGCCGUCCACGCCGUGCUCCAGAUUGUCGUUGCCGCAGGGAACGGACUACUGCUCGCCACGCUGUUGCCUGCCAUACAGGCGCAGUUUGACCCGGCGGAUCUGACAGCGGUGACUGCGCUCUUUAAUUUCAUUCGCAGCUUUGCGCUCGUCUGGGGAAUGACCAUCCCUUCUAUUAUUUUCGACCAGACUGUUGACAACCAUCUGGAUGACGUGCCGGUGUCAGAGCGCGGGAUGCUGCAGGGCGGAGGAGCGUAUGUCAGGGCUAGCAAGUCCUUUGUGCAAUCUUUCCAAGGUGUGACCAAGAACCAAGUAAUCGCUCUGUAUGAAACUGGGCUCCGCGCGACGUGGUGGGGAGCAAUGGCGUUUGCACUUCUAGGACUAGUGCUGGUGGCUCUGCAGCGGCCUCCCAAGAGCAGUCAGGGCACACUGAAGGCGAGUCCAGAAAGGGACACAGAGAAGGCUGUCGAUACAGAAUCGUGA
Molecule: messenger RNA, 1671 nt
Organism: Aspergillus viridinutans
Lineage: Eukaryota; Fungi; Ascomycota; Eurotiomycetes; Eurotiales; Aspergillaceae
Exons: 1
Coding region: 1-1671 (556 amino acids)
Biological process (GO): transmembrane transport
Cellular component (GO): membrane
Molecular function (GO): transmembrane transporter activity
Source: RefSeq, a predicted model, not a curated record